AUGUCGAUAACAAGAGUACGAGCUGUGAGCCAUCAAGAUCUUGUUCCGAAUCCUAAAACAACCGAUCUUAGCAGCAAAACCAGUAUUUUCAUUGUGGUUUUGACCAUAAUCUUUGGCCUCUCCUGCUUUGUUCUCUGUCUCUAUGCUGAAGCCACGAGAUCUCAGGCGAUUUGGGGAAGCAAAACAUGUGUGUACACCGGUAACGGGAAAACGCCGUUGUUAUGCGGUACAAUUGCAUUCGUGGGACUAGCGGUGGCGAUGGUGGGAUUGCACAUGUACUUACUUAUCGCAGUCACCACAUCUCCGCCGCUGGUUCUGGUUACGUGGGAUCCUGACUCUGUUUCCGCGAAGACUCUCACUUUUCAAGCAGCCUUCUUCUUCGUAUCAACGUGGGUUUGCUUUGGUGUUGGAGAGGUUCUACUGUUGGUGGGACUUAGUGUGGAAUCAGGACAUCUAAAGAAUUGGUCUAAGCCAAAACCUAGUUGUCUAGUAAUCCGACAAGGCUUGUUCUCCGCAGCAGGAGUGUUCUCGCUUCUAACCGUCUUUCUAGCGACAGGACUUUACCUGACGGCUCUUCAAGCACAUAGAAUCUCCAAAGAUCUCGAAAAUACGCAUAGAGACAUCCUCGAGGCAUCAGUUCUUUAUGCAUCUCCUCCAAGAUCGCCCACGAAUCGGAUGGCUACGGUAGCUCGAGAAGGUCCUGCUACGAUUAGAGAUGACUCGACGUCUUUGGGAUAUCUUGUUUCUUUAAAGCAACUUGCUUAUAUAGUAUAG
Molecule: messenger RNA, 774 nt
Organism: Arabis nemorensis
Lineage: Eukaryota; Viridiplantae; Streptophyta; Magnoliopsida; Brassicales; Brassicaceae
Source: the annotation of a GenBank genome assembly